Messenger RNA from Salarias fasciatus (jewelled blenny), 3398 nucleotides. Its product is annotated as spindlin-Z. Gene Ontology annotation, biological process: gamete generation. Lineage: Eukaryota; Metazoa; Chordata; Actinopteri; Blenniiformes; Blenniidae. The coding region runs from base 259 to 1038 and encodes 259 amino acids. The transcript is spliced from 8 exons. The record is from RefSeq and is a predicted model, not a curated record.
CCCCUCCGUGCUGAGAUGGCUGUGGAGUCUCGGUGGUUCCUGUGAAGUCAGAACGGUUUCUGUGGACGUACCGCAGGAGGGAGCGAGCCCUUCGCAGCCCGCUUCGCGCUCCGCCUGGCAAAACCCGAAAGCCACGGUCUGACUCCAGCUUUGGCCUGAAGGGAGCGACGUGGUGGCCGUCCCCGCCGUGGUGGAUUCUGGGUGCGAGCCGUUAGCUGCGUGGCCGGGCAGCCUGGCUGCCCCCCUGCCUCCAGAUGAAUGAAGAACACUCCAGGACACAGAGACACAGCUGAUACAGGGCAUGCAGGUGUUUCUGCAAAUAUGAUGAAGAAAAAGAAUCCGCACAAAAAGCAUAAGAGCAAUCUGGGCCCCACCACCAAAGUUCUGUCGCAGCCUCGGCGCAACAUCGUGGGCUGCCGGAUCCAACACAUCUGGAAGGAGUCGGGCGGAGGACACGUGGUCUGGAAAGGCACGGUGCUGGAUCAGGUGCCGGUGAACCCGUCGCUCUAUUUGAUAAAGUAUGACGGCUUCGACUGCGUCUACGGCCUGGAGCUGCAUAAGGACGAGCGGGUCCAGGGCCUGGAGGUGCUCCCCGACAGACUGGCUAAAUCCCGCCUGACGGACGUCAGCCUGGCCGACACCAUGAUCGGCAAGGCGGUGGAGCACAUGUUCGAGACGGAGGAGGGACCCAAGGAGGAGUGGCGGGGCAUGGUCCUGGCCCGGGCCCCCAUCAUGACCACCUGGUUCUACAUCACCUACGAGAAGGACCCGGUCCUCUACAUGUACCAGCUGCUGGACGACUACAAAGAGGGCGACCUGCGCAUCAUGCCCGACUCCAACGACAACGUCCCGGCGGAGCGGGAGCCCGGCGAGGUGGUGGACAGCCUGGUGGGCAAGCAGGUGGAGUACGCCAAAGAGGACGGCGGCAAGCGGACGGGCAUGGUGAUCCACCAGGUGGAGGCCAAGCCGUCCGUCUACUUCAUCAAGUUCGACGACGACUUCCUCAUUUACGUCUACGACCUGGUGAAGACGUCCUAAAGACUGCGCGGCGUCCCGGGGCUCCGCCCACACGACUGAAUCAAACUGCAGCUGCACACGUUGAGACAUCCGAAGCAUUUUACCCAGCACUCGUUCUCAAACCAUCCGCCACAGCAAGACGUACUCCACGGAGCAGCCGGAGCAGAUUUCUCUUGGGAAUCAGCUUGAUUUUUUUUUUUUUUUUUUUUUCUCCUUCGGGAAAAUAUUAGGAGGAAGAAAAGACCUUUAAAUCCUAAAAAAAAAAAAAAAAAAGAAGAAAAAAUCACGCUUUCACUCCCCCUUUUUAUAGGCUUCGGAGCCCGUCUACCUUUCUGAGUGGAGAAAAAGUGGAAAAUUUUCAUCUAGAAAAAAGAUUUUUGGAAAAAAAAAAAGUCUCACGUUAGAACAAAAAGGCUGUUUUUCUAGAGGAGGAUGGACUCACGCGAUCCCGGCUCUCCACUUGUCAAUUGACUCUGAACAACUGGAAAAGCGUCAGCGAACAAGCCCCGCCCCCGCCGCCGCCUCCAGCCCGCCAGAGGAGGCGGGGCCCAGUGAAGAUGUAGCCCGCCCAUUGGUUAGAAGCCCGCGGUGGUGGAGCAGCUGGUUCCGGACUCGGGACGGCGCCCGGUCCUGCUCCGUGGUGAUUCCAGGUUUAGUCUGGACCGAAGCCCAUCGAUCACUCCGAAAUAAUCCUGCUUCAUCGGCUAAAGUUACUUUUAAAACUUUUAAAACUUUUAAGAAUUUGAUUGACUUCGUCAGCUUCCUUAUUUUAACAUUUCUCUAGAACAGGAAAUUUCAUCAUUUUUGUGGCUUUUACAGAUUAAACACUAAUCUUAACCUUUAAUAUUUAGUAAAAAUUGGAAUAACCUUUCAAAUUCUGCACUUUUAAAAUAUAACGAGACAAUUUUUGAAGUUCGAUGUGGAGCUAUCGAAGACCUCCGCUGGAGCGUCGUCAGUAAAAAAUGGGUUUCGGUUAAAAAUCUCCGUUCACCAGGCUCAAUUUGGACUUUUUUAUGAGGCCUCCUCACCAGUCAGCUGAAAGCCGGGGGGGUAGAGUAGAGCGGGGAAUCGCCCCCCACCCCGCCUGAGGUCGGUUCCCCUCGUUGUACAGAGCAGAAGGACGUUCUCAUCACCAUAGUGCGCUACUUCCACAACGUCAGCAUCGACCAGUCCUCACCGAAAGACGCCUGCAGUUCGAGACUGGCUUUAAAAGAAGAAGAGGAAUGACUUCUCUUAUGGGUUUUGUUGUUUUUUUUGUUUUCGGUUUUUUCUACGCGUUCUUGCUUUUAUCAUUGCCAAAAACUUUGAUCCUGUCGUGAAGUUGUUUGACGUUGGAUAUGAUCAGACGGCUUUUUUUUCUCGUGAUUUCACUGUAAGCCUUUUGGGUUCGAGUGUCGUUCGUCUUUUCUACGUCGCUGUUGGAGGAGCGGAGAGCGCACGCCGCGCUCAGACGGCAGUUGGAGCGCCAGAACCCGACGUGCGGGCGUCGGCAGCCUGCUCCCGCUCCGGCGCCACGUGUUGCUUGUUGAAAUUAGAACUGAAACAACAACAAUAAAACAAAACAAAAAAAAAAAAAGAACAAGGAAAAAAAAAUCCCAGUUUGUUUUUCCACACACGAGCAGGCAGCCGUGGGAAUCGAACCCGUUCUUUUCCCCGGACUUUGGAAGAAAGGCCACAUCCGGAGGUCCAGCGUUGGGUUCUGAGGCAUGUAUGCAAUAAAAGGACACAGUGGGUAGAGUUUGGUAAAUGAAGAGAUUAACAACCAGUCGAGGUUAAAAACUUCCUUUUCACUAAUGUAACUUUGAUUUGGGUUUACGGCGGACUGGAGGCUCGGCCCGACCGGCUGUUCUGCGCUGGGUUGAACGUGAGGCCUCGAAGUGUUCCGUCAUCCAGACACGUUUCCAGAAGAGGAGGGAGUCUUGAAAAGACUCGACCGGCCGGCGAGCAGGGUAGAAAAAAAAGAAGAAAAAAACCUCCCAGCAGAACAGCGGAGCGUGAAGCCUUCAGUCUGUAAACCCUGUGGUGUAGUUAGUUAUUGAGGCAGGUUAAAAGCUCAUUGUUAUGACUGCUCUAAAAGUUAAAAGAAAAAAAACAGUGUCUGCGUUUGUGUAUCUGUUUUGUUUUGGAGUUCUUUUUUUAAAUUUUUUUUGUCCAUCACAAAGCAGAACGAUUGUGAUCAUCUGCGCAGACGCUCUCCUCAUCCGUUCUGGGUUCCAGCCAGGCUGUGUACGGUUCACUUUGCUGUUCUCUCGAUACCAGAUUAUUAUUGUUGUUGAUGUUGGAAUGACAUGGGCCUUCUAUCAUCCUUCUGCCUUUAACUUGUUUUGUUUUGUAUGUUUGGAAAAAUGUAUGUUAAUUUUUAUUGUCAUUGGAAAACCUGA